CUGUACAUCGAUCGAACCGUAGAGAAAUCCCUUUCUGUUUCCAAACGACACCAGUUAGCUGACUCUGAAACCCCAUUCCUCAGAGCCCCCGCAACAAUGGCAAUAUCGACCGUCCACAGACUCUCCUCCCAACUCAACCGCCUACCUUCCCUCUCUCUUUUCACCAAAUCCGUCCUUAUCCGCUCCUCUGCCACCGCCACCACCUCCUCCGCCAAAGUCGCCGAUCGAAUCGUUAAGCUCUACGCGGUCGACCUUGACGGUAAAAAGCAGGAGAUAGUCGGCCUCGCUGGCCAGACUCUCCUCAAGGCUUUAACCAACAAAGGUCUCAUCGACCCUGCGUCCCACCGACUAGAGGAGAUCGACGCUUGCUCCGCUGAAUGCGAGGUCAGCAUCGCCCAGGAGUGGCUCGAUAAGCUGCCACCGAGAUCUUAUGAUGAGGAGUAUGUUUUGAAGAGGAAUUCUAGAGCUAGGGUUUUGAACAAGCAUGCUAGGUUGGGAUGCCAGGUCGUCCUUACGCCAGACCUUCAAGGUAUGGUUGUUGCGAUCCCCGAGCCAAAGCCUUGGGAUAUCCCCUAAACUGAACAUUGAUUACAGGGUUUUGCGUUAAUUUUGCUUUACCUUGCUGUUUGGCAUUGAAUAUUCAAUAAUUUGAACCCUUGAAAUGGGUUUUUGUUUCCUGGAAUGUGGGAUAUGUCUAAGAUUCCCUUCUUUUGGGUGCGCUGAACUUAAUUCGAUGUUCUGGAUUAGUUAUUUUGAAUUUUCUGCAAAAUCAUUGUUUACCCUAA
Molecule: messenger RNA, 785 nt
Organism: Manihot esculenta (cassava)
Lineage: Eukaryota; Viridiplantae; Streptophyta; Magnoliopsida; Malpighiales; Euphorbiaceae
Product: ferredoxin-2, mitochondrial
Exons: 1
Coding region: 97-576 (159 amino acids)
Biological process (GO): P450-containing electron transport chain
Cellular component (GO): mitochondrion
Molecular function (GO): 2 iron, 2 sulfur cluster binding
Source: RefSeq, a predicted model, not a curated record